Messenger RNA from Rhopalosiphum maidis (corn leaf aphid), 922 nucleotides. RefSeq names its product polycomb group RING finger protein 3 (gene l(3)73Ah). The coding region runs from base 136 to 810 and encodes 224 amino acids. The transcript has 5 exons. Gene Ontology annotation, biological process: regulation of transcription by RNA polymerase II. Gene Ontology annotation, cellular component: PRC1 complex. NCBI's taxonomy places the organism in Eukaryota, Metazoa, Arthropoda, Insecta, Hemiptera, Aphididae. The record is from RefSeq and is a predicted model, not a curated record.
UGUGAAUAUUUAAUAAUUAUCAUACUAUAUUUGUUAUUUAUUACUUAUGGUUAAUAGUCUUUUUAUCCAACUUCAAAUUUGUUAAUAAACGAUUGUUUGUAAACGAUUUUUAAAUUUGUGAUUUUGUGAAAAAUAAUGGAAAAACUGAUUAAAUUAAAAACUCUUAAUUGUCAUAUAACGUGUAAAAUAUGUAGAGGAUAUUUAGUGGAUGCAACAACAGUAACAGAAUGCUUACAUACAUUUUGCAAAAGCUGUCUUGUGAAACAUUUAGAAGAAAACAACAGUUGUCCUACUUGUCAAAUUGUUAUACACCAAUCACAUCCAUUGCAGUAUAUAAGUUUUGAUCGUACAAUGCAGGAUAUUGUAUUUAAAUUAGUGCCUGGGCUUCAGUUAGAUGAAAUUAAGCGUGAAAGAGAAUUCUAUAGAAUCAGAGGUCUACCAUACCCUAAAGAAGUCCCGGCUGGUACUGAAAUUGAUGAUGAUAAGACAGCACAAGAUCAAGCUGCAGCAGAUUCUGAUUACCAUAGAACAGAUGAACAAGUAAAUAUCGGAUUGGAAUGUGUUGCAUCUCACUUGAAAUCGUUAAAGAAAAAGUUCCUAAGAGUGUCAUCUCAGGCCACUAUUACACAUCUUAAGAAAUUCAUUGCUGUGAAAGUACUUGAUGGAUCAGAUAAAUACAGAGACAUUGAUAUAUUGUGUAAUGAUGAAUUAUUGGGAAAAGAUCAUACUCUUAAAUUUGUAUAUGUAACAAGAUGGCGAUUCAGAGAACCUCCUUUAAAACUUCAGUAUAGGCCAAAAUUAGAUUUGUAAUUUAUUUUUUUGAUCUGUUAUAUUCAGUAUUGUAUCUUUUAUUUAUCGUAUGUACAACUUUUUUUUAAACUUAUGUCUGUUCAUUUUAAUUAAAAAUUAUAAUGUAUUAAAA